This is a messenger RNA of Hypanus sabinus (Atlantic stingray), 4706 nucleotides long. RefSeq names its product phosphoethanolamine/phosphocholine phosphatase-like. The transcript has 2 exons. Gene Ontology annotation, molecular function: phosphatase activity. NCBI's taxonomy places the organism in Eukaryota, Metazoa, Chordata, Chondrichthyes, Myliobatiformes, Dasyatidae. Bases 200 to 931 code for a protein of 243 amino acids. The record is from RefSeq and is a predicted model, not a curated record.
UCAACUGUCAGUUUCCUGGAAACCUAAACGUUAAAUAUAACUACUGCAGAUACCUGUCAGCGCCAGUUGCUUGUCGGAGUUACAGACGUGGUUCGCUCCUUUAGCUGUUGCAUUUUAUUUUCUCUGCAGACUAUCCAUUUCACACAAGCCCUGAAAGCGAAGCAUUUUACUUGUGCCCUCAUAUUUCUGCUUGAUAAUAAUGAAUAAGUUUCUGAUUGUAUUUGAUUUUGAUGAAACCAUCAUUCAACACAACAGUGACUAUGUCAUCCUCAAAUGUAACCCAAACCAAAGUCUUCCAGAAGAAUUGCUUCAGCCCCAGGAGGAAGAAUUUUGGAGAGAAUAUAUGAACAAGGUAUACCAGUAUUUUGGAGAGAAGGGUGUCAAAGAAGAAACAAUGAGAAAGGUUCUGGCAGAAACCCCACUUACUAAAGAGAUGGUAAACCUCUUUCAGUUUCUUAAAAAGUCCUCAGAUUUAUUUGAAUGCAUUAUUAUUUCUGAUGCCAACACGUUUUUUAUCAAUAGCAUUCUUCAAGCAAAUGGCCUAUCCACUAUUUUCCAGAAAAUAUACACAAAUCCUUCAUGUUUUGAUAACAACAACACCUUUACAAUAAGUCCCUACCACUCCCACAUGUGUGAGCAGUGUCCUAUUAAUAUGUGCAAAAGGAAAAUCCUGCAUGAUCACUUAGUGCAACGUGCUGAAGAGGAAGUUGAAUUUGAGAAAAUCUUCUAUGUUGGAGAUGGCACCAAUGAUUUCUGCCCUUCUGUAGCCUUGACGCCAACUGAUUUCAUCUUUCCAAGGAAGAAUUACCCACUGGAUAGUUUGAUUUCUAAAAUCAAAAUGACUGAACCAUCUGCAAUUCAAGCUCAAGUGGUUCCUUGGGAAUCUGGAGAAGAUAUAUUGCUCUUCCUUGAAGAUUGCACAGGAAGAUAAAUAUUAUGCCUAGAUCUUUAAAAGAGCUUCUGAAAGAAUUACUGGUUUUCCGGUAGUCAUUUAAAAGCUUUGUUUUGGGAAACAAUAUAAUAAAAUUGCAUGAUAAAGCUUACUGAAAUACGUAAUUUAAUAAUUUUCCCAGUUCAGGGUCUAAUGCUAUUUCCCUAUGUCAACAAUGCUAGUUAUUUGAUCAACAAUCUAAAAGCCGUGAUUAAACACUAACUGUGAACAUCUCAUGCACUUUUCUUCAUAAUGCAGAAAAAAGUAGUUAUAAAUUAGCUACUAGUUUAGCUGGGGAGAAGGGCUGUAUCAGCACACAGUAGCAUAAAUAUUUAUAUGUCAGUAUGAUUUUAGUUUUCAUCAGUAAACUUUUAAUUUAAAGAUGAAUAAAUGUUCCUGUGAUGUUGUCUUAACCAAACUAAAUAACUCUGUUAUAGCCAUCUGCCGCAUAUCAGAGUGCUUCAGAAUGCCAGCACAUAUCAAUGUUUUAUAAAUUCUCUUGACAUUUCUAUUGGAAGUUUCCAUGGAAUCUUUCAGGAUACAAUCUUUAAACUUAUGCAGGACAAAAUAGAAAACAAGAAACUAUUUUCCCUUGUUUCAUUUCUGUAGUGCAUUGACUCUAAAUAUAACCUUGGCAAAGGAAGCAAGUAAAAACCAUGAAUGUAUGAAGUAGACAUUUGUAAGCAUCAGUGAGAUAUAUCAAACAAUUCAUGCAAGGACUGGUUACCUGAUGUGUAUUGUAUACACAUCAUGUGCAUUAAAACUGUGAUUUCCUGGUCAUUCUUGUGGCAUGCCUAAUAUGAAAUGUUAAUUGAGCACUUUAAAGCAGCUUUGCCCCAAGGUUGUGGAUGGAUACUGGGAACAGAUAUCCGAUUACCUAAGGAAUAUUGAACUUCUGAGGAUAGUUACUUGGGAUAGGGAUUACAGGGCUUGAGGACUCCCAUAAAUAAAUAAUAACAUCUUUAAAAUGGAGUCUUUGGUGUCACUCAAGGCCUGUAUAACUGCAGUUCAGGUAGAGGUGUGCUCCUGGUCAAGCUCUGCUCCUGGGAUGUGAUCCACAUCAUUUUCUAAACCUGUAUUUGCCAAAACAUGAUUGAAGUAACAUCAAACAUGUUGAUGUAACUGCUGUGUGUUUAUGAGCCUCUGUGCAGAAAUGCAUAGGGACUUCAGUAAAAUCUACCAAUGCAUACUAGAUGUAUGCUUUUCUGGAAUAAAACCACUGCAUAUUAUUGCCCUUCAUUGAUGUCCUUAUCAUUAUUGCCCUUCAAGAUUUCCAGCAUCUGCAGAAUCUCUUGCAAUAUGACAAGUGUUGAAAUUGUCAAAUACAAAUAAUUGAUUUAUAGUCCUUUUCAUGAUUAGCUCAUUUUCCUUUUCCAUAAUCUCAAGAACAGAGAAUGGGAAAAUUAUAUUCAUUUUUUUGUUUAAAAGAAAUUACUCCACAAAUUUACCUGCUAAUAAAAAGAAUAGAAAGCAACAUACAGGCUGACAUUGAAUUUGUUUGUUUCUAAAAUGCAUGAAUUUUUUGCAAGUUUGACUUCCAUUGAUAGAUGUGUAUCUUGCUUACAGAGCAGGAUGUAGGCAACUGAAGGAACAGGCACCAUUGAUGGGAGAGAAGAGGAUUGGACAGGAGACAAUUAGGCAAUUAGACAGGAGACAUGUUGCAAAUUUUAGUAUUUAUAUAUACCUAAAAUGCCCAAUAUUAGAUGACUAUAUUUUCACAUAGUUUAUCACAGAGCAUAAGACUGAGCUACACAAAUUACUUCUAGUCAAUUCCUGGUGAUCUAUUCUCUUUAUGUCCAAGAUUGCAAUGAUCAAAAUUCUUGUUUUCUACCUCCUGAUACAAAAUCUGGAUGUGGUUUCCCAGAAAUGCUGUUCUAAAUGGAUCAUUUCAGGGCCAAGAUGAGGAAAUUAGAGGCCAUUUCCUUCAGAUUAGCCAGAUGACAUUUGCUCCAUCCUGUGGCGCCCUUCAUGUUUCAUCUAAAACUUGGAACACACUUUCAUCCAAAACUUGGAAAGUGCAUGUGAAAAUGCAUUGUAUCUUGCAUAAAUUGCACCGGCAAAAGCAACAAAACAUAAAUAUGCAGAACUGUGCUCCGUGCAUGAAACAUUCCCAGAGUUGUUUUGCCCGCUGUAGAUGUCAAUAUGCAUGCAGUAGAUCAGAAUCAGGCUUAUUAGCAUUGACAUAUGUUGUGAAAUUUGUUGUUUUGCAGCAGCAAUACAUUGCAAUACAUAAAAUUACUAAUUUACAAUAAGAAAUGCAUAACAAAAAUAGUGCAAAAACAGAACAAAAUAGUGAGGUAGUGUUUGUGGGUUCAUGGACCAUUCAGAAAUACGAUGGUGGAAGGUAAGAAGCUGUUCUUCAAAUGUUGAAUGUGCAUCUUCAGGCUCCUGUGCCUCCUCCCUGAUGGUGGUAAUGAGAAAAGGGCACAUCCUGGAUGGUGAGGGUCCCCAAUGAUGAAUGUCUGAUUCUAAUUCUAAUCUUACUUCGUACUUUGAGAAUGUAAUCUGAACUAUGGGAAAACUAAAGAUUAAAAAGUAUGUACGGUAUUACCUAAUAACACUUCUUCGCAUGUUCAAGUUCACAAAAUUAGAUACAAUUUUUCCUUUUUUCUUUCUUGCAUGUUUAUUAUUUGGUUUGUCUCCAUAUUCUAAUGAAAUCUUAUUGACACUUCAGUCAAAGGAAUAAAUUGGUAUUGAUUCCAGUUUUGAUUUGAAUUGGUGGAUGAACAUAUUUAAUUUGGUUUUGAAGCUGGAAAUCUGUUAAAAUCAGGCUCUGGUGCAAUUUUACAGCAAGAGUGACUUAAGUUGCUAAAUGUCUAAGCUGAUUUUUUUUUAAAAAUGUUACAUUUUUGAAAUUGAAAACCUAUUGAAACAAAAUGUGACAUUUUGUCUAUUCCUUUAGUGAACAAAAACAAUUCAUUUGAAUCUAAUUUUGUAGUGAUUUUAUCUUCAUGUACUUUUGCAUGGACACUUUGUAAACCCUGACUGAAAUGCACUAUUAGUUGAUCAGAUGAGCACAACAUCAAAAUUGCUAGCAUUCCCUGGCAAUGACUGUAUCUGAAUGUGACCACUCAGACCACUCAGACAAGAAGUGGGGAAUGCCGUGGAAUCAUAUUCAAGUGUGGUGCCUUCCAAGAGAAGAUGAGAAAACAUCUGUAAUGAAAAACUGAUAAAAAGAAAACACUUUUCUGACACUGUAUGCAAGUGACCACACACAGUGUUUUAUGUUCCUAGGCAAAUUUUUAAUUGUUUAAAUAUGAAGCAAAGGCAUUUUAACCAGAAGAUGUAAUAAAGUAUUGAACAAAGCUGGAAUUAUCUCUUUCCAUGUUUGGAGCAAUAUGUUAUUUCUGCCAUUGUAAUUCUGUGUAGCUUUUUGUGUGUAGACUAUUUGAAAUCUUAUAGGGAAAAAGCAUGGUGUAAAAUGAGACUGAUAUAAAUUUGUCAUUAAUUCAUCAGAUUUUAACAAAUCAUAUUAGCACAAUUUUAAUUCUGAUUUAUGAAUUUUUCAAAAUUGAAACUUUUCUUUAAAUAUCUCAAAUGAUUUGGAAUGACACCAAUCAGGAUUAGUGUUUAACAUAUAAAUAAAAGUCUGAAAUGUAAAUAAUAUGUGAGUUUUAUUUUUCUGAAUAUUUUUGCAACUUUUUUUCCUCCAAAAUUUCCUUUCUUCCUUUUCUCAUUCACACUAGUUGGACUUUAAGUGCACCUAUUAACAGUGGUAGUAACAUUAAAUAAUUGAUUCUUCAGUUUUAAAAAAAAAAGCUGAACUUGUGACCUC